Molecule: messenger RNA, 4399 nt
Organism: Nematolebias whitei (Rio pearlfish)
Lineage: Eukaryota; Metazoa; Chordata; Actinopteri; Cyprinodontiformes; Rivulidae
Gene: nup155
Product: nucleoporin 155
Exons: 34
Coding region: 74-4177 (1367 amino acids)
Biological process (GO): RNA export from nucleus; protein localization to nuclear inner membrane; protein import into nucleus
Cellular component (GO): nuclear pore inner ring; nuclear pore
Molecular function (GO): structural constituent of nuclear pore
Source: RefSeq, a predicted model, not a curated record
ACUUGUUGUCCAAAUAAAUCAACAUCACUCGGAUCAUUUUCAACAGGAUAAAUCAGACACGAUUGUCUCAGCGAUGCCGUCCAUCUUUGGACCCAGCAGCCCUGCAGCUGCUCUCGCAGAAGCUUUGGACAACUCUGGCCGUCUGAUUGACAAACAUCUGCAGGAUGAUCGCUGCUUUCCUGAUCUGUCCGAGCUGCUCAGCGUCCCUUCACACAACAUGCCGUCCCUCUCUGGAGUGUCAGAUAUGGAUUACCCUCUCCAAGGACCCGGGUUGCUCAGUGUACCAAACCUCCCAGAACUCAGUGCAGUCCGAAGAGUCCCUCUGCCACCUGAGCUGGUGGAGCAGUUUGGCCAUAUGCAGUUUAACUGCAUGAUGGGAGUUUUUCCUGAGAUUUCUCGAGCGUGGCUAACGAUUGACAAUGAUAUCUUCAUGUGGAAUUAUGAAGAUGGAGGUGAUGUAGCCUACUUUGAUGGCCUAAUUGAAACUAUUCUAGCUGUGGGUCUUGUUAAACCAAAACAAGGGAUUUUACAGCCGCAUAUUCACUACCUCUUGGUGUUAGCCACUUCUGUGGAUGUUGUGAUCCUUGGACUCAGCUUCCCAAAGGGCCAUGAUGGACUAAAUGACAGCAUGGCUGGUGGCAUGCAGCUGCUGCCAGACCCUCUGUUCUCAAUCCCCACAGACAACACCUACAUCCUGUCCAUCACCUCCACAGACCUGGGACGCAUCUUCAUGGCAGGAAAGGAUGGCUGCCUCUAUGAGAUAGCUUACCAGGCAGAGGCAGGGUGGCUCAGUCAGCGCUGUAGAAAAAUCAAUCACUCUAAAAGCUCCUUGUCCUUCCUCAUCCCCUCUGUGCUCCAGUUCUCUUUUUCUGAAGAUGAUCCCAUUGUGCAAAUUGCAAUAGAUAAUACUCGAAACACACUUUUUACACGCUCUGAGAAAGAUGUCCUACAGGUGUAUGACCUGGGUGCUGAUGGUCAAGGUAUGAGUCGUGUGGCAACAAUGUCCCAGAGCUCCAUAGUUGCAGCUGCAGGAAACAUUACCCGGACAAUCGAUCGUUCUGUCUUCAGACCCAUUGUCCAGAUCUCAGUCAUUGACAGAUCAGAGUCCUCAGAUUGCCAUCUGCUCGCUGUCACUCAUGCUGGCGUGCGUCUCUACUUCACCACCACGCCUUUUGCACCUCAGCAUCAGAAGCACGUUGCAGUUCGCCCAAGCCUGCUUGCUUUAGUCCACGUCCGGCUUCCACCAGGGUUUUCUGCUUCUUCCACCUUGCAGAAACCCUCAAAGGUUCACAAGGCUCUACACAGCAAAGGUGUUCUGCUGAUGGCUGCUUCUGAGACAGAAGAUAGUGACAUUUUGUGGUGUAUCAACCAUGACUCCUUCCCCUUUAAGAAACCCCUGAUGGAGACACAGAUGAUGUCUAAUGUUGAUGGACACUCUUGGGCACUUAGUGCCAUAAAUGAAGAAAGGCCUCUGAAGAUAUUUACUCCAUUGAACAAGGACCACAUCCCCAUCACUGAUUCCCCUGUGGUUGUCCAACAGCACAAUAUCCCUCCACAGAAGUUUGUCCUUCUGUCUGCAAAGGGAAGUCACAUCUUUCAGAAACUGCGACCAGUAGACCAGUUUCGUCACCUCCUGGUCAGCUGCGCUGGAGGAGAAAGUGAGGAGAUUGAACGCUUCUUCAAGCUGCACAGGGAGGAGCAGGCUUGUGGCACAGCAUUGAUCUUGGCUUGCUCCAGUGCUGCUUCUGACCGAGAGGUCUCACAGUGGGCCACCAGAGCAUUCUUCAGAUAUGGAGGAGAAGCUCAGAUGAGAUUUCCUGCAGCCAUGACAACACCCAGCACUGUUGGACCUGUGAUGAGCUCUCCAGCACCUGGUAUUGUACCUCCUGCGUUAGCCACACCUUUUGCACCGAUGCAGUCUGGAUCUGUCCCGAUCACGCCCAUGUCAGCCGGCCCAGAGGUGAUUUUCUCUGGAAAGCACAACGGCAUCUGCAUCUACUUCGCUCGCAUUCUCGGAAAUAUUUGGGAUGGAAGCCUCGCUGUAGAGAAAACCAUAAGCAGAGGAAAUCAGGCAGUCACUAUUUUGGAAAGCACCCUCAGUUCAUUUGAGUUGGAGGUGGUCCUCCUGGAGCUCAAAGGUCUACAGGAGUUCCUUGACAAAAACUCUCAGCUCAGUCCUUCAUCUCUCGGUGCUGCAAGCUUCAGCUCCCCUGCCAACCUGCAGCAAAGGCUGCUGGGAUUUAUGCGUCCAGAUGGAGCCAGCUCUCAGCAGGUUCAGCAGGAACUUCAGAGGAAAUAUCACACCAAGGCUCAGGUCUAUGAGAAAGUGUCCCUGCAGGGUAUCCAGCAGUUAGUGCAUCGCUCGUAUCAAACUCUGGCGCUGUGGAAGCUCCUCUCUGAUCAUCAGUUCAGCCUCAUUAUGUCUGAGCUGCCUAAGGAGUUUCAAGAGCAGAUUAAGGGGGCAAGUUUUAAGGACGUAGUGAUUCGCGGCAGGGAAUUAUCCGGAGCGCUCAUCACCGGGCUUAUUAAUGCCUACAUCAAAGAUAAUGCCUCUGUGGACGCCAUCAGCAAUCACCUGAGGGACCUUUGUCCGCUGCUGUACAGCAACGAUGACAGCACUUGCUCCAAGGCUAAUGAGAUGCUGCAGGGCUCCAAGCAGAUCCAGAACAAGGGCGAUAAAGAGAGAACACUGAGGGAGUCUCUGCGACUCUACCAGCAGAUCAGCCAGCACACAGACCUGCCGCUUGUUUGCUCCCAGUACAGACAAGUGCGUUUUUACGAGGGAGUUCUGGAGUUAUGUCUCACAGCGGCAGACAAAAAGGACCCACAGAGACUAGGACCCCACUUCUAUAAGAACGGAGAGCCAGAGGAGGACAAAGUGGGGCAGCAGGCCUUUCAGGAAAGACUUUCUUGUUAUAAGUGCAUCACAGACACGAUGCAGGAGUUGGUGAACCAGAGCAAAGCUGCUCCUCAGUCCCCCAGCGUCCCUAAGCAGCCUGGACCUCCUGUCAUGACCUCUGACCCCAACAUGCUCAGCAAUGAAGAAGCCACAGCACACUUUGAGCAGAUGCUUGGCUUGGCCCAGAGGUCUCAGGACGAACUGUUUCACAUCGCCCUGUACAACUGGCUCAUUCAGGCUGACCUGACUGACAAGCUGCUGGAGGUGAAUUCUCUGUAUCUUGAAGAGCAUCUGAUGCAUAUGAUCAAACAGGACCAGAGUAAAGUUCAUAACAUGGACCUCCUGUGGCGCUACUACGAAAAGAAUCGUAACUUUGGGAAAGCGGCUCACGUACUAGCCCGCCUCGCUGACAUGCACAGCACUGAGAUCUCUCUGAAGCAGCGCUUGGAGUACAUUGCUCGAGCCAUCCUGUCUGCAAAGAGUUCCUCCAGCAUAUCCGCUCAGGCGUCUGACGGGGAAUUCCUUCACGAGCUCGAGGAAAAGAUGGAGCUUGUGCGUAUUCAAGUGCAGAUCCAGGAAACGCUACUCAGACAAUACUCCCAUCAUCCCUCCGUGAAAAAUGCCGUCUCCCAGCUGGACUCUGAGCUCAUGGACAUUACAAAACUCUAUGGCGAAUUUGCUGACCAUUUUAAAUUGUCUGAGUGCAAGCUGGCCAUCAUUCACUGCGCAGGGCACUCUGAUCCAAUCCUGGUUCACUCACUGUGGCAGGAAAUCUUGGAAAAAGAGUUGGCGGACAGCGUGGCCAUGAGCCCAGCAGACAGGAUGAGGUCUCUGAAUCUGAAAUUGGUUUCACUCGGGAAGUUAUAUGCUGGAACGCCGCGAUAUUUCCCUCUUGAGUUCCUGGUAAAGUUCCUGGAGCAGGAAGUUUGCCGUCUGAACUGGGACGUGGGAUUUGUCACGUGCACCAUGCUGGAGAUCGGUGUUCAGCUGCCCCGUCUUCUGGAGGUUUAUGAUCAGCUCUUCAAAUCUCGGGACCCCUGCUGGCAGCGACUGAGGAAACCUCUACAUUUGGUGGAGUGCAUCCUCGUGCUUCUUUCAGGAUACGUUGACGACCCCAGCAGAGUACCAACCUAUGACAGGCGCAGAUUCACGAACGUGUGCCUGGACAACAUCUGUGGAUACCUGGUGGAACUGCAGUCUCUGAGCCCGAACUCAGCCCUUCAACAAACCAUCGGCAACUUUAAAUCACUGCAGGCCAAGCUGGAGAAACUCCACUGACAUAAACAACAGUUUUCAGUUGGACACAACUUGACAUUAUUUAUGUCCCACAGCGGGGGCUUGUAUCAUCUGUUGAGUUGAAGCAUAUUGAUUUUUGAUAAAAAACAGACGCUUGAAAAUGCAAGUUUUAUAACUUAUUUGAUACAUUUUUUGUUAGUUUAUGCUGAAGCAGGAGGUGUAGUGGUUUUACAUUGUGUGGAAGUGGCUGGUAUAAAAAAAAAU